CAUGGGUGACAACGUAACUUCCUGCUCCAGCUGGAGGUCGUUUGGGAGUUAAUGUUACCUUUGCUGCUGUUCAUCUCGUCCAGGCGUAUAUUUUUGUAGUUGAAACUUUUAAAUGUUAUAAUGUCUCAAGCUUCCGCUGGGGUUGGUGGAUCACAUCAGAAUCCAGCAGGCAUGGCAUAUGUCCCAACAGAGGAGGAAAGGAGAGUCUUCAGAGAGUGUAACCAAGAGAGCUUCUGGUACAGGUCUCUACCUUUUUCUGCAAUGGGCAUGUUGGUUACACAAGGUUUGAUCUCCAGGGGAAUCUUCACGUCCUCGUCAAGGUUUGGCUCUAUUCCUAAAGUUGCGUUUGCUGGUGUUUGUGGGUACCUGGCUGGAAAGAUGUCCUACAUGAAGACAUGUCAGGAGAAGUUUAAAAAACUGGAGAAUUCCCCACUGGGAGAGGCUCUGCGCCAGGGACAUCGGACAUUUCCACCUCAAUUUGCCCCUGAGAAGUCCGAGUUUUCAGAUGCGGAAAAACCAGACUAUCAGUCUUCAUUUCAGUCUGUGCUUCAACCCCCUCCAACUUCCUCAAGCUACUCCGACGACUUCAGCUACACUGAUCGCUCUCUGUCCACAUAUGAGCCAGCCCAAUUCGGCUCUUCUCCUUCUGGAGCCGAGGACCUCAGUCCUCAAGCACCUGGCCUACAAAUAGAGGAUGAGACGCCAAAAAAGGCACCAAUAAUGUAUGAAGAGUUACGAAACAAAAACAGAGAGAACUACGAGGUGACAAUGACUCAGAAAGCUGAGGUGCUGCUCAAACCCCAGCAGGACAGAGCCCCUAAAACCGAAGUUAAGAAAAACAUGUAUGGAGAUACCUGGGAUGAAUAAGAGGACCAUCUGUUGAAGACUUUCAACAUUGAAUGCAGAUGCCUCUCCAGCAAGAUAAAAUGAAAAUGCUUUACAACGUAUAAUGGAAGUCAACAGCAUACAUAAUGUUGCGCCUGUACAAGCACUUAACUAUGCUGAUCCCAACAAUGAAGGGAUAUUCAAUGAUUUACAAAUUAAGAUGUAAAUCCUUCAAAUCUUAUAUUGAAAUAAAUAAAUAUUGAAAUAAUUCCAGAGGGGGUGUUGGGCACUAUUUCAGUAAAAGAUUUGCAGUUUAGAACACUUAACAAACAUUUCAAUAUCCCUUAAUUGUUUGGAGUAGUGUACGUUGUUUAACAAACAUUUCAUUUUUGUCUGUGACAAAGUCAAGUCAACUUUGUUUGAGUCUAGCCAAGAGGCUUAGUUGUACAUGCUCACAUAAAAUGUAUUCUUUGCUGAGAACUUCUGAACAGUUUUUUUUUUUUUAAAGAUUACUUCAAUCAAAAGGCAUACGGAAAAAAUGUAUCAUUGAUUGCUACUGUGUACGUCCAGUGGCACACUACACACAGGAUAUAUAUAUCAUCUAAAAUGUAAAUCCAAAGCAAUUUCAGUAUGCUGGAAUUGUAUGUUUCUAAAUGUGUUGAGCAUUACAUCAUAUAUUUUUUUUCUUUCUGGUAUGCUUGAGGAAAUGGUUUAAUUAUUUGCUUAUGCUUUAAGACACAUUAAAACGCAAAGUGAUUCUAUAUUA
Messenger RNA from Acipenser ruthenus (sterlet), 1591 nucleotides. It is a transcript of the gene ociad1, whose product is annotated as OCIA domain containing 1. The coding region runs from base 121 to 867 and encodes 248 amino acids. Gene Ontology annotation, cellular component: endosome. The record is from RefSeq and is a predicted model, not a curated record. Lineage: Eukaryota; Metazoa; Chordata; Actinopteri; Acipenseriformes; Acipenseridae. The transcript has 8 exons.